UCUUAGAAUCUGAAGAAGCCAAAGCAGACCUGGCAAGUCGACAUGACCAGCCUGAGCCCCUCAUCUUUUCCGCUACUAUAACAAUAUUAUAAACAAUUUUUUCGACCGAAGGUUCGAGUAACUCAUUUUCUUAGCCUUCGUUUUCACGAUCUCUCCUUGAUUCAUUCGGAGAGACAGAAACUUCAAAGAAAGAACAAAAAGGGAGGCUAAAAAGAUAACAGAAUGGCCUGCUUGCUUCCCUUCAACAAUGGAAAUUUGGAUCUAACCUUUUUCGUCUUCAAGCCAACAGUUGUUUUGGUCGAUGAAUUUGUUGACGCUCUAAAACAAUUUUCUUCAUGCACUGGGAGUCUUGGCUGCUUACAAAGCUCUAUUUUUAAAAGCAUCCAUGGAAAUAUGAUCAUAUGGUAUGGAGCAUGGCAGAAGAGAUCUUGUGAAAACAAAGGGUUAUUAUGUAAAACCCUUGUCUCAAUGUUAAACAGUACAUCAAGCAUGGCUAUCCUAAUUGACCAUAGCUUCAUUGAUGCAUACGUUGGAGAGUCGAGAGACAGCUCCUCUGCCAUAAGAUUUCACACAGGUGACAUAAUAUCCAUGCAUGCAGGCUCUGCGGCAGCCGACUCUGCCAGCGACAUAGAUGACCUUUCAUAUGCAUGCUUAGCAGUAUUCAAAUCUCGUUUUCCGAAGAUGGAAGGUGCUGCAGCCGGAGUUUGCUUUAGAUACCAAGCCAAGCCAAAAGUGGUAUGCCUUUGUGUGUGGAAGUCAAUCCAACUUUGUUACUCAUGGAUCCUAAGCGCAGAUCAGAGAAAGGCUAUUCUGCCCUAUUUGGAUCGCUUUUCUGCUGACAUUAAGUAUGACAUCUUUCGGGUUGUCUAUGUCAGCAGUGACAGUGUACUAAAGUUUCAGUCUUUCCCUCCUACUGAAAUAUUAGAAAAUGGAGGAGAAAGCAAAGAAGGGCAGGUCAUGCAAAAUUGAGAAAAUUUGAGAAAAGGGUGCUGCUAGAAUGUAAAACUAAACCCUUUCUGCAUCUUUGUUGCAGUGUAGAUCAAUUGUGAUGGUUUCAUAGAGGAAAUCCCACUCAUGGAGGGAACUAGUUGUAGGGGAAAGGGUAAUAAAUUACCUUUUUACAUAAGGCCUAAAUAUUGAGAUAUGAAGUGGUAUCCAUAAUCCACUGGUGUCUGUAGUGGAUCACUCGAUCUCUUUAUUAUUAAAACUUGUUCUGAUUA
Molecule: messenger RNA, 1220 nt
Organism: Carya illinoinensis
Lineage: Eukaryota; Viridiplantae; Streptophyta; Magnoliopsida; Fagales; Juglandaceae
Exons: 3
Coding region: 223-969 (248 amino acids)
Source: RefSeq, a predicted model, not a curated record